UCAUUGGCAUUGAUUGCCAGUAUUCUACCACUUACCCAGUCAUCUGGCUUGGAUACUGCGGCUGUUGCUCUCGGCAAGGUGUACUUUGGGACAGCAACUGAUAACCCAGAACUGACUGACACGGCUUAUGUGAAACAAUUGAAUAACACACAGGAUUUUGGUCAGAUCACGCCUGGAAAUUCUCAAAAGGUGUGGGAUGCAACCGAGCCAACCCAGAAUACCUUCACAUUCACCAAUGGUGAUGUGAUUGCCGACCUGGCGGAGGCCAAUGGCCAGAAGUUGAGAUGCCAUAAUCUUGUAUGGUAUGAACAGUUACCUAGUUGGGUGACAAGUGGUACUUGGACCAACGCAACACUCCUUGCAGCCAUGAAAAACCACAUCACAAAGGUAGUCACGCACUACAAAGGCCAAUGCUACGCAUGGGAUGUUGUAAACGAAGGCCUCAAUGAAGACGGCACGUACCGCGAUAAUAUAUUUUACCAAUACAUAGGCGAAGCCUAUAUCCCCAUCGCAUUCGCAACAGCAGCAGCCGCCGACCCAAACGUCAAACUCUACUACAAUGACUACAACAUCGAGUACGCAGGUAGCAAGGCUACAGCCGCACAGAACAUCGUCAAACUAGUCAAGUCCUACGGCGCCAAGAUCGACGGUGUAGGUCUACAAGCUCACUUCAUUGUGGGCAGUACACCGAGCCAGAGUAGUCAGGCAAGUAACAUGGCUGCAUUUACCGCUCUGGGCGUGGAGGUCGCGAUUACGGAACUGGAUAUCCGGAUGACGCUCCCUGAGACGGAUGCUUUGCUUGCGCAGCAGAAGACUGACUAUUCGAAUACUGUGGCGGCUUGUGUGGCCACGAGCGGAUGUGUGGGAAUUACCAUUUGGGAUUGGACGGAUAAGUACUCUUGGGUUCCGAGUACUUUCUCGGGGCAGGGUGCUGCAUGUCCUUGGGAUGAGGAGUUUGUAAAGAAACCUGCUUAUACGGGGAUUUUGACUGCUUUGGGUGGGACUGUGACUGGUACGGCUACUUAUUCGCUUAGUGCCACGACAACUGCUACUAUUACUAGUACCAGUACUGGGUCUAGCUCGACUGGUGUGCAGGAAUGGGGCCAAUGUGGCGGUGAGAAUUGGACUGGGGGGACGACUUGUGCUGAUGGCUAUAAGUGUACGUAUGUUAAUGAUUGGUAUUCGCAGUGUCUGUAA
This is a messenger RNA of Penicillium odoratum, 1197 nucleotides long. Its product is annotated as putative endo-1,4-beta-xylanase. Gene Ontology annotation, cellular component: extracellular region. Gene Ontology annotation, biological process: carbohydrate metabolic process. The record is from RefSeq and is a predicted model, not a curated record. The transcript has 5 exons. The annotation marks the transcript as partial. Lineage: Eukaryota; Fungi; Ascomycota; Eurotiomycetes; Eurotiales; Aspergillaceae. Gene Ontology annotation, molecular function: hydrolase activity, hydrolyzing O-glycosyl compounds; cellulose binding.